Molecule: messenger RNA, 1749 nt
Organism: Habropoda laboriosa
Lineage: Eukaryota; Metazoa; Arthropoda; Insecta; Hymenoptera; Apidae
Product: WD repeat-containing protein 46
Exons: 6
Coding region: 104-1687 (527 amino acids)
Biological process (GO): maturation of SSU-rRNA from tricistronic rRNA transcript (SSU-rRNA, 5.8S rRNA, LSU-rRNA)
Cellular component (GO): nucleolus; 90S preribosome; small-subunit processome
Molecular function (GO): protein binding
Source: RefSeq, a predicted model, not a curated record
UACUAAUUUUCCACGUGUUUUGGUUAGGAUUAUGACAAGCUAAAACAUUCAGUUUUUUAUAUGUUAUAGUUUCAUCAUUAAUGUCAUAAUUAUUAGGAACAACAUGAAACCUACAAGAGAUAAGCAUCACAGACGAGUACCAAUUAGUAAAGAAAAAUUGCAAAGAUACAGUAAGGGCGAAGGAAUUGACAUAGAACGGAAAAAGUUCAAGUUUAACAAAGCAAUAAAAGAAAAAUUACGAAAGAAGGAAGUUGCUUUUGAAGAUACUGUAAAGAAUGCUGCAAGGACUGAGUUGCUUUUAACAGAGGACUAUGGUUCUUUGGAAGCUAAUGCAGGAGAAGUAACAGUACAAUAUAAUCAAAAACAAAUUGCAGACAAUGUGGACAUAACUAGUGCAGCUAAACAUUUCAAUUUAGACCUAAGAUUUGGACCAUAUUCUAUAAGAUACACAAAAAAUGGUAGACAUUUAGUAUUUGGUGGAAGGAGGGGCCAUGUAGCUGCCAUAGAUUGGGUGACCAAAAAAUUACACUGUGAAAUAAAUGUAAUGGAAUCAGUACAUGAUGUAUCAUGGUUGCAUGUGGAAACAAUGUUUGCUACAGCUCAAAAAGAAUGGGUUUAUAUAUAUGACAAUCAAGGAGUUGAACUUCAUUGUUUAAAAGGAAUGCACAGAGUGAAUAAGUUAGAAUUUUUACCUUAUCAUUUUUUGCUAGCCAGUGCAUCUAGAGUAGGUUACUUGGCAUGGCUAGAUGUUUCUGUAGGCAAAAUGGUAGCCUCCUAUCAUGCCAAAGUAGGAAACAUAGCAGUAAUGACACAAAAUCCAACUAAUGCUGUACUCUGUGUGGGCAGUUCAACAGGAGUAGUUUCUAUGUGGUCCCCAAACAUUAAACAACCAUUAGUAAAAAUGUUAUGCCAUACUCAUGGGGUAUCUUCUUGUGCAGUUCAUCCUUAUGGAACUUAUAUGGCAACUAGUUCUGCUAAUAAAUCUGUAAAAAUAUGGGAUAUCAGACAGUUAGUAGGUCCAGUGCAUAAUUAUUUAACGCGCGCUCCUGUUCAGCAUUUAUCUUACAGUCAAUGUGGACAAUUAGCAAUGGCAAUGGGAAACGUAGUAGAAGUAUAUCGAUUGUCGGGCAAAGAAAUGAAACCUUAUUUGCGUCAUCGAGCUGGAUGGUCCGUAUCAAGCAUGCAGUUCUGCCCAUAUGAAGAUGUAUUGGGCAUUGGUAUAGUAAAAGGAGUUUCCUCUCUUUUAGUACCUGGAAGUGGUGAGGCUAAUUUCGAUGCUCUCGAAAGUAAUCCAUUCCAGACUAAGACACAGAGACGCGAAGCCGAAGUGAAGGCUCUAUUAGAUAAGAUUCAACCAGAAUUAAUUUCUUUGGAUCCAAUUGCUAUAACAGAAGUAGAUGUGCCUACAUUGAAAGAUAAAAUAAAUGCUCAAAUGAAUAUUUUGCAUCUUAAACCAAAGAGGAUAGACUUUACACCUCGUAAAACAAAAGCUAAAGGAAAGGGAGGCACGGCUGCAGUAAUUAAAACUAAACGGAUUCUGAAGGACCUCAGUCGGAAGGAAACUAUUAAUAUAAUUCGUCGAGCAUCAGACAUUCGACCACAAGUAGAAAAAGUAGAAGUACCUACAAAAGAUUAUGGAGUAUUAAAUAGAUUUUUACCAAAAUCUGGUAAAAGUAAUACUAGGUAACACAAUAUCGUGUUGUGUAUAGGAUGCAAUUAUAUUUUAUAACUUUUGUUAUUUAAAUUCUU